Molecule: messenger RNA, 726 nt
Organism: Cynara cardunculus var. scolymus (artichoke)
Lineage: Eukaryota; Viridiplantae; Streptophyta; Magnoliopsida; Asterales; Asteraceae
Product: 3-ketoacyl-CoA thiolase 2, peroxisomal-like
Exons: 3
Coding region: 1-726 (241 amino acids)
Biological process (GO): phenylacetate catabolic process; fatty acid beta-oxidation
Cellular component (GO): peroxisome
Molecular function (GO): acetyl-CoA C-acyltransferase activity
Source: RefSeq, a predicted model, not a curated record
AUGGCGUUUGAUUGUGUUCAGGCUGRUCACCGGAAAAAUGUUGCACACCGCUUCAGCAUAACGAGGAACGAACAAGAUCAGGAUAUAGAUGAGUCCCAUAGAAAGGCUGAUGUUGCAACUGUUGCUGGAAAAUUCAAGGACGAGAUCAUUCCAAUUUCAACUAAGAUUGUUGACAUGAAACUGGAGAUGAAAAAACUAUUAACAAUUCCAUUUGCACAAGCAACCAUUAUUGAUUUUGGUGAGAAAAUGGAGAAAGCAAUCGGGAGACAAAGAGUUCUGCUAGAGCAUCUUCGUCGGUCUUCUACCUCUUCAUCCUUGGAAAAUCUCGAUUCAUCACUCUCCGCAUCAUUCUGCGCAGCUGUAAUUGUAAUUGCCUACCGAUCUCCUCUUUGCAAAUCAAGGAGAGGUGGCUUCAAGGAUACUUUUCCUGAUGAUAUAUUUGCACCAAUUUUGAAGGCGUUAAUAAAGAAAACAAAUUUUAACCAGCUGAAGUCGGAGACAUUGUUGUUGGAUCAGUGUAGGAGCAGGCUCCCAAAGAGCAAGAGAAUGCAGGAUGCCUGCUUUCUAUGUCGGGUUUCUAAAACGGUGCCAGUUAGGACUGUCAACAGACAGUGUUCCUCAGGUCUUCAGGCAGUAGCUGAUGUAGCUGCAUCUAUUAAAGCUGGAUUUUAUGAGAUUGCACAGUCACUCAUUUCCCCCUCGUCGCUACCCUCUCCCUCCCCCUAG